Amoebophrya sp. A120 is the source of this 4217-nucleotide messenger RNA. NCBI's taxonomy places the organism in Eukaryota, Dinophyceae, Syndiniales, Amoebophryaceae. The record is from the annotation of a GenBank genome assembly.
GUACAAGUUGGUCUGCAGUGUCUUUGGGUUUCCUCGUCGCAACUCAGUUCGCGUAAUUCAAUUCGCUUUGCUAGUGUGGUUUGCUUAUUGCGAUCGGUGAUGCGCUGGAACUCUCCCUCGUCAGGCGGUGUCAUACUGCCAACCGAUGGCGCGACCCGUGGUAUACCAGUUCGCCGAGCUCUCGGAGAAGUAGACCAAGAGGACGACAAAAAUUCGCCCACUGCUGCGAGUGCUCCUUCGCUCUGCCAGGCCCUGACGAAGCGGGUUGCGCUAUGGGUCGCGUGCGGGGCAUUGUUUUCGGGGCUGUUUGCGCUUGUGUGGCUGGUCAUUGUGCACGGCAUCUUGCUUCCGACUGAUCUGCUCUCUGCCUUGUCGCCGGUGGGGGAUCCACCUUCGUUGCAGGGCGAGGUGGAUGAGGGUGGCAUCGUGCUGCUAUCGCUACCCCUAGCAAAGUAUGCAUUGCAAAAGUAUCGCCAUCGUACUAGUAUAAAUUUAAAUCGCAUCACAAAUUUUAUCAGGAAGAAAAUUGGAAUUUGUAAUGCAGAUUUGGGUAGGAAGCCAGAUUUGCAUUUGUCAUGCAUACCUGCAAUUCAUACGAGUGCGAUGCUUUUGCAGUGGAUACAAAGCGCUUACGCGGAGGAGGUGGAGGUGCGACGAGUAAACCAACGACGGACGAAGGGAGCGUGCGUGCUUCUACUACGCAGGAGCAGGACGACGUCUUGCCUCGCGAGUCCUUGACAGCCACAACAAGCACUUCUACUUUGUCACCGGCGGGGGCCACGCAAUAUGCGCACAGUAGGGUAUCAUCUGAUGAACACCUCCCAGGAGCUGGCGUCCUCGUGCCAGGAGGUGUUCCUGAAGCAUCAUCGGAGGGAAUGACUACAUCCGCCGCUCCAACAGAGGCACAGCUGCUGCACGAGAGAAAGAUGAAACGACGGAGGGAAGUUGCAGAAGCCCUAUACACCCCACAGGAGCUCGAAACAUACAACAAAGAGCUGAAGAAUAACUACGGAUUGGUCUACGAAGAGAAGUACCAUCACAAGGAACAUUCGAAGGUAAGCAGUGUCAGGCUGUUCAUCUUGUAUUCAAUAGAUACUGUUUUCAAGCCCCUUAAUUUGCCUUCACUUGCUGAUCGCGGCGCUUUGCUUUAGCGAUAGUGUCAACCUCAUGAAGUCAGAAUGUUAUGCUUAUCGACAGCGAUCGGUUGAGUUGUUCUUUCUGAUUCUUUGUCGCCAGCAGCUAAAAUGAAGAGCAAGAAAGUCUCCAAUUGGCACCAAGCACGCAAAUUCUUUCAUCUCGGAAGAAUCGCAUUCGCAUCAGCGCGCUACGCCCUACAUGCGUAGGGUCGCUCCGUAGAACUUCCAAAAAGAAAAUCGUCGCCAUUAAAGCUGUUUGUGUCGCCGUGCAGGUGGCGCCUAGUCUUUAGGUGCCACUUCGCCUAUCGACCAGACUGGCGUCGGAGGCUACGUUCAAUUCAUGUCUAUCAUGUCCCAGAAUGAGAUCCUUGUAUGGUUUGAAACCAGAUGGUUGUAGAUGCAAACGAUCCUGAGCUCCCUUGACUAACCUUAAAGCUCCUAUAUGCUAAAUUUAAAUUUAAAUUUUGCAAUUCCUGUUCCUCGAAAACCACUCUUGAGGCGAAUUGCAUUUCGUAUUCCAAAGGCAGGUAACUGUGGACCGAGACGCCCUCGAGCGGUGGUUUUGCCUCGCUGGCCCGGACCGCGCCCAAAAACGGACGGGGAAGCCCUUCAAGUCCUGCGAGCCUGGAUCCGGUGGUGAAGAUCAGAAUUCGUCGGGGUCGCCGCACACGGACAAAGACAAGCCGUUCGAAACAGACGUGUGUCCUUUCUUAACGAAAUCCAAUGUGCAUCAGGGGUGGACGACCCCGCGCAACCAUAUCCUCGAGAAGUGGUUCGGUAAAGACGCACCGUCGACUAGCAUAGUCGGUCUCAUCGGCGAUACCCCGGGGGAGGGAUGCGUAAUCGAAAAACAUUCGGCGCCGUCUACCAAGUACCUUUACGAAUCAUGUGCCGUGGUCGGCAGCUCCGGCAACCUCGAGGGCAGUGCACUCGGGCCCGAAAUAGACUCACAGGAAGCGGUGUUUCGCUUUUCAUGUGCUCCAACGGUAUAAAUGCAAUUUAUCAAUUUGUGUUUUCCUCGACCGAAAAUUUGAUUGUCCGCACCGAGAACUGUUUGGUCCGUCUUCCUUCAUAGACCUCUGAAUUGAUAUCGGACUUGCUAAAGCAACAAGAUCAGAAAAACCAACGGGUGCGGUAUAACUGGGAGUUCUUCAUAACUCGCAGUUGCAUCUGUUGACCUGUCUGAUCAUACAAAAUCGCCGUUCUUUUUCCGCUUCUGGAUUCUGCCUUCCCCUUCGCACUGUGAACUAUUCGCUCAGCUUUUUUUCGCAUAAGCGAGUGAACUGAUAACAGCUGCUACAACAAGCUUAUGUGGUCGGUAAAACCAACGGGCAUUGAUUGCGCUCCAAGCUGUGCCUGUUGACCUGACCGACCGCACAAUCAUUCUGCGCACCGCGCUUCAUCUCUUGACAAUGUUUUGCCUUCUGUUCCCUUUACUUCUUCGCGAUCAAAAAAACCUUCGGGCGCACUUAGCCUUUUGUGCUGCGUCAGUUGACCUGUAUGAUCGAAAAGUGACUGUGAAUUCGCUCACAUAUUCCGGGCUUUCCGACCCUGCUGUCCCUUGGAAAAUCCGGUCUCGAGCGCCACAAACAGUGCUUCUCCUUUUUACAGAUGAAGUAACAUUCGCGCCUUCGUGACAUACCGCUGCGUCACUUUUUUUGCAGCUGCAACACAGGUUGGGUUCGAGGAUGACGUCGGGAGCAAAACUACUUUCCGGUUUCUGUACCCCGAGGCCAUGGGCGGCGCGACGGACUGGUCCAAAAUUUGUGGCGGGAUCAUCCCGAAGCAAGACCUGGAGGCCACCAUCGUCUUAGUGACGCUCUACAAGGAGCCGGACGUAAACUGGUGGCUGUCGCACCUGCACCGGCCCAAGAAAUUCUUCAUCAAGACGCCGAACCCGUGCUGUGCCUAUUCCAACGUAGCGCACCCCACGCGGGACAAGGUCAAAUUCAAGGACGUGCGCUUUCUCAGUCCCGCCUGGUUGGAAAGUGUUGCGCUUGACCAUGUACGCAACCUGGACCGGGGGACCAUGCCAAAGCAGGGCGUCAACGGGGUUUUCCUGGCUUUGCAGGCCUGCCGCACCGUCAAAAUCUACGGCUUCGGCUCGGAAAACGCGGAUGGGUCCGUGGUGCCGCACGCCCAUUACUACGAUCUUACAUGAGCUGCAGCAGGUGGCACAGCGCCCCUCGAGGAAGACCCAACAGCACACCGUGUCAGCCGCCUCUCCUGACAUGUACAUGAAGAGCUGGCCCGGGCCGAACAUUUUUAAAGAGCGAGUGCUAGUGAGGCGGAUGGUGGUCGGUGGAGACGCUUCACCUACUUCAUUGGUUUCGGGCUAGGGACGCUCGUGAUUCAGCGCAAGCGGAAUACGUCGCAAACUCUACUGAGCGUCGCGGACUCGUGGUGCGACUAUUGCAACUACUUGUAGGGGCCUGUCGGGAGGUGCCGUUGUGUCCGCCGACCACAGUGCGACCAGGUGCAUUCUUGCUGCGACCUGCAUUCCUUGUAACGACCCGACUGCUCAAAGCGCACCAUCGCAAGGGACGAUCCGUCCCCUGGGGACUUCCUGGGUGGCAUGCGCCGAAAGAGCUUGGCGGAGGCGGCAUGCGAUUGCGCGGCGAAAUUCGAUGCCGGAAAGAUCUCUCACGCGGCUUCAAAGGAGCAACUACACAAAGAGCAAUAACACGAAUAGUUCGUUGAGCGUGAUCCGAUCACUAAAAAGUGUCUGCAGCCAGCAUGAUGAACAUCUGUGAAAUUUGUAGAUAGGGAUAUCUGAGAUUCGUCUCUGACGUCGCUGUCACAAAAAAUGUCGAAAAGAGAUUCUGAAAUCAUACAUUGCGAAAGUACCGGAAGCAAACCAGCAGAAUUGCAAUCUUAUGUAGACCUCCAUACAGAAAAAGUAAAAGAAAAAGCCUCACUCAGGUAGUAUGUGAGAAGUUUUGGAAAUUUGUGUACACUUGCAAAGCCACUUUGAACAUCUGUCCAGUGAAUGCUGAAAAGCGAGGGACCAGCAGACAUUGCGCGGUUGGUGAUAGAUGCGACUGACCUCGACGAGUGUAUCGCAGGAAGGCUUUCCACAUA